This is a messenger RNA of Caenorhabditis angaria, 926 nucleotides long. NCBI's taxonomy places the organism in Eukaryota, Metazoa, Nematoda, Chromadorea, Rhabditida, Rhabditidae. The record is from the annotation of a GenBank genome assembly.
AUGAUCAACCUUUCGAUUUUCUUGAUUAUUCCUGUUGUAUUUUCCUCACCAAUUCAACAUCUAACUGAUUCUUCUACCACAACAGAACCUUCAAUAUUUCAAGAAAUUGAGAAACCUAGAACAAUCUGUUAUCGAUUCUUGCAUUCUCUUCUGAACGCAGCAAAAUCGAAUGAUUAUUCGAUUUUCAACGUAAACUUCCAAGGCAACAUCUAUGUGAACAAUGAACUUGACUAUACAUUGAGCAAAGAAGAAUUUUUCCAAAGUUUCCUUUACAUUCCACAAAGUAACUCGACGAUUGAGGAUUCCUUUCCACCUUUAAACACAACGUUCGGAGUAUACGGUUCAAGUCAAAAAUAUGGGCAGUUUUUGAAUCGGACCUGAGGAAUCGGACCAGGUCCGAUUAAUCGGACCCGAUUUUGAAGGUUGUUGGAAUCGGACCAGGGACACAAUUUUCCAAUAGGAAUCGGACCACAAAAAAGGCGGACCAUCUUGUGUUUUUUGAAUCGGACCAGGCAAAAAAUCGGACCAGGCAAAAAUCGGACCAGGCAAAAUCGGACCAGGUGGAAUCGGACCAUGUAAGAAAAAAUCGGACCAGGCAAAAAUCGGACCAGGCAAAAAUCGGACCAGGUGGAAUCGGACCAUGUAAGAAAAAAUCGGACCAGGCAAAAAUCGGACCAGGCGAAAUCGGACCAGGUGGAAUCGAACCAGGUAACAAAAAAUCGGACCAGGUAAAAUCGGACCAGGCAAAAAUCGGACCAGGCAAAAUCGGACCAGGCAAAAUCGGACCAGGUGGAAUCGGACCAGGUAACAAAAAAUCGGACCAGGCAAAAAUCGGACCAGGCAAAAUCGGACCAGGUGGAAUCGGACCAGGUAACAAAAAAUCGGACCAGGCAAAAAUCGGACCAGUUUUUCUGGGCGCUUACUAA